This is a messenger RNA of Batrachochytrium dendrobatidis JAM81, 1230 nucleotides long. RefSeq lists its product as uncharacterized. The record is from RefSeq and is a predicted model, not a curated record. The coding region runs from base 1 to 1230 and encodes 409 amino acids. The transcript has 5 exons. NCBI's taxonomy places the organism in Eukaryota, Fungi, Chytridiomycota, Chytridiomycetes, Rhizophydiales. Gene Ontology annotation, cellular component: membrane; intracellular membrane-bounded organelle.
AUGAAACAAUCAUUGCUGUUGUUCCUCGUAGUGGGAAUGUUGUUCACUGGAACCAUCAACACUUUACUUAAUAAAUUACAGGACUUGACUUGUGUUGCUCAUUGUGAUGAUCCUGACAAGUCUCGCAGGCAUUACUUUGAACAGCCGUUAUGGCAGACUCUUAAUAUGUUCAUUGGUGAAGCUGCCUGUUUGCUAGUGUAUUACGGUGCGGUUGUCAAUCAUGUCCAAACUUCAGUCUUUGAUGAAACCUCUCCGUUGGUCUCUCCUCAAACCUCAUCUAAUGAAGAACUAAGUUAUACUGCUGCUAAUAUCACUCCUGAAUCCACUCGCGAACCACUCAAGGGUUGGCUUAAUAUUCUGUUCUUGUUCCCAACACUAUGCGAUCUAACCUCGACUACGUUUAUGAAUGUUGGCCUGAUCUUUAUCUCUGCAAGUAUCUAUCAGAUGCUUCGUGGAUCCGUUGUUCUGUUCACUGGGACACUAAGUGUUCUGUUUCUAGGUCGACGUCAUCCAUUGUACCGUUGGUUCUCUCUAGUCACUGUUUUUGCUGGAGUCGCCAUCGUCGGUCUUAGUGGGGUGAUGACCCCUGGAACUACUCCGCCUGUCUAUUCCAACAGUAGUACUCUUGCUGAAUCUUUUCUACUGGCUGAUGUCACAGCCUUGGAAAGUGUCGAACAGCCUAGCGGCUACGCUCUUGGUAUUUUUCUCGUUGUUAUUGCACAGACAUUCACUGCUUUGCAGUUUGUAUUGGAAGAAAAGAUCAUGGCCAAAUACGAAGUGCCUGCCAUUAAAGCAGUGGGAUUGGAGGGAUUCUUUGGUCUGGCUUGCACUGCCAUUGGAAUGCCUAUUCUUCAUUACACAUUGGGUGUCCAUGGUGAACCUGGAAACUACUUUGACAUGUAUGUGGGCUACCAUAUGGUUGUUGAUAACCCACAGGUAUUAUGGGCUGGUAUCGGCAUUGUAUUCUCAAUCGCAUUCUUCAAUUGGUUUGGUCUGUCCGUCACCCGAAAUAUUUCGGCUACUUCGCGAUCUACCAUCGAUACAUGCAGAACUCUAUUUAUUUGGAUGGCAAGCUUGGCUUUGCAGUGGGAAACCUUCAAAUGGCUUCAAGUCGUUGGCUUUGCUGUCUUGAUCUAUGGAACAUUUGUGUUCAACGAUGUGAUCCAGCCUCCGUCCUGUAUUCCUGCUGCCACGCCAGAACAUCCCGAGGAGCACGUUCACGCAGAAUAG